This is a messenger RNA of Esox lucius (northern pike), 2359 nucleotides long. It is a transcript of the gene stmn2b, whose product is annotated as stathmin 2b. The transcript is spliced from 5 exons. The record is from RefSeq and is a predicted model, not a curated record. Bases 211 to 768 code for a protein of 185 amino acids. Gene Ontology annotation, biological process: neuron projection development; regulation of microtubule polymerization or depolymerization; microtubule depolymerization. Gene Ontology annotation, molecular function: tubulin binding. Lineage: Eukaryota; Metazoa; Chordata; Actinopteri; Esociformes; Esocidae. Gene Ontology annotation, cellular component: neuron projection; cytoplasm; growth cone.
GCUUGAGCACGUAUAGACGCUCGUUAUUCACGAGCCCCCUUUGCUGUCUCGCGCAGUGCUCUCUUUCCCCACAUAGCAGUUCCUGCUGACUCAGUGCCUUAACAGCAGUGCUCCCUGUUCUCGAAAAGCACCGACCAGAAACUGCGACGCACGCUGUCUUCAAUAGCUUAAACCUCUUCCGGACAACCAACGCCGCACAAACCGGCAGACAUGGCUAAAACAGCAAUUGCGUACAAAGAGAAGAUGAAGGAGAUUUCUGUCCUGUCUCUUAUCUGCUCCUGCCUGUAUCCAGAGGCACGUAAAAACCUUAUUGGAGAGUUUGAAGGUAAGAAGAAAGAGGCAGGCAUGGAGGUGAAGCCCAUCAACAAACGUGCCUCUGGCCAGGCCUUCGAGGUGAUCCUGAAGCCCCCCUCCCCAGUGUCAGACGCAGCCCACUGCGUCACCUCGCCUCCUAAGAAAGAUGUCUCACUGGAGGACAUCCAGAAGAAGCUGGAGGCAGCUGAGGACCGGAGGAGAACUCAGGAGGCCUUGGUCCUCAGAGCCCUAUGUGAGAAGAGGGAGCACGAGAGGGAGGUUCUGAUCAAGGCCAUGGAGGAGAACAACAACUUCAGCAAGAUGGCAGAGGAGAAGCUCACCAUGAAGAUGGAGCAGUUCAAGGAGAACCGCGAGGCCUAUCUGGCCUCCAUUAUGGAACGCCUGCAGAAGAAGGAGAGACAUGCCCAGGUGGUGCGCAGGAACAAAGAGCUGAGGGAAGAGCUGACAGCGUGAACAGGUGUGGGAAGCCACUCACCGUCGUACACCCCCCCUCCCCCCCCGCCACCCCCUUCAACCCCAGGGAGAGGAGGAGCAGCCUGUCCACCACCACCCCACACCAACAGCAUUAGCAAAUGGGGAAAAAUGAAAAAAGUACACAUUUCUCCCGCUCUCCCUAUAAAAGAAUGUUUUCGCUAGAUUUGAAAUGAUGAAAAAAAAAAGGAAAAUGAGAAACCCACCAAGUGAAAGUGAAUAUUGUUUUUUGUAAAUACUUCCUUUUUUGUUAUAUACAGUAUGUUAAUACAGCAGAAGUAUUGCAGUGUGCCAUUUUCUAAUUUAUGGAUGUACUUAUGGAUGUACUUUUUGGUUUUUUUUCUUGAACAAAACACCUUUGCAGUUUCUCUCGUACUAUCAGGCUUCAGUGUUGUCGUGAGUUUGCCAGCAGACGUGCGUUGGCUCUGUCUGGUUGCUUUCUGACCAUGUGUGUUUCUGUGUAGGUCAGUGUGGAGAUGAGGAGAAUGCUAGCCAAGCUGUCACUGCACAUUGACUCCUGCAAGAGAGAUUUGCUAGUCUACAGGAGACUUAAUAUAGCAUUUAUAACCCGAUUCUCUCAUGUCUGUCUCUCUGUCCCUCCACCCUCUAACAUACAGUAGUUCAUUCACACACAUUCAAGCAGGCCACAUGCACUCUCUCUCUCUCUCUCUCACAUGCACACACAUAUGAACACACACUCCUAGGAAUUUGGCAAACAAGACAUGCCCCUCAAGAGGAGCUUGCUGAAUUCUGUCUGUUGAAUAUUGCAGAUGUCACACGACAUCCUUGGCUCAUAGCAAUGUCACAGAGGGGUGUUAUGGUCCUUUCCUGCUUCUCAAGAACCCCUGCGUCACGGCCUGUCAAUCACUCUGUCAGCAUGUGUGAACCAUCUUAGAUGUUUAGAUUCUGUAAUCGUGCCUGGAAUGCUACCAGCUCAUAUAGAGGCUAAUGUAGAGGCAAGUGUAAAUCCUUAACAUUCACAUGGCUCUAUCUGUUAAUCAGACCCUCAUUUAUUUCAUGUUGUACCAAUGAGGAACCACAUGCUACUGGGGAGGUUUCACAGUUGAAAGUCAUAGUUUUACCUUCUCACUGCCCAGAAUGAGUCCUUGUAUCUUUUUCCCAGUAUUUAAACAGCAGACUAUGGCAUAGGAGAAGCUGCAUAUGUAGGCGACAUGUAGUGCCAUAGAAAAACAACCAACACAUAUACUUUAAAUAAUAGCUAGAAGAUCUUAGUAGCGUUGACAUGACAAUGGAAGUUGAGGGCCAUCUGCAAAGGGUGCAUGCAAUUGUAUACAGGCCAGGUUUGUGUGUGUGUGUGUGUGUGUGUGUGUGUGUGUGCGUGCCAGAAGAGGUGUCUAAUUAGAGGGAACACAGCCAGGAAGUUAUGUCUGACCCUCGGUCACAUGCUGAUGACAUCACAGCAUCCUGCCUGUGACAUCAGAGCAUCCUACCCGUGGUGAUGUAUCUGCCUGCCUGCCUGCCUCUAUUUCUUCCUGUUUGUGUGUUUCCCGCUCCGCAUAUAUCUUUGUGAGCAAGCUGUGGUAAAUAAAGGAUUGGGGUUCUGUGAAUGAUA